Molecule: messenger RNA, 1959 nt
Organism: Trichomycterus rosablanca
Lineage: Eukaryota; Metazoa; Chordata; Actinopteri; Siluriformes; Trichomycteridae
Gene: acvrl1
Product: activin A receptor like type 1
Exons: 10
Coding region: 53-1528 (491 amino acids)
Biological process (GO): heart development; cellular response to growth factor stimulus; angiogenesis
Cellular component (GO): BMP receptor complex; plasma membrane
Molecular function (GO): ATP binding; transmembrane receptor protein serine/threonine kinase activity
Source: RefSeq, a predicted model, not a curated record
CCAAACAUCUUGUGGGUUGAACUGAAGAGGACAAAGAAGAAAAACCUGAGAGAUGGAGGCUGCCGCUGUGCUCUCACUUCUGCUUUCUUCAGUGGUUUUAACAGUCGACACAGUUCCCACAGCCCAGAGCACGACAAACAGGGUGCGCUGUGUGUGUGAGAAUGCAUGUACAGACACCUGUGAGGGGCAUGUCUGCUUCUUCACCUGGACCCAUGGGCAUGUGGACCGGGGCUGCUUUGAGAAGGGGCAGCGUGAGCAGUGUUUCAUGUCUGGGAUCCCGAACGUGUACGCCCAGUGCUGCUACUCAGACUACUGCAACAGCAACAUCACAUUACCCAAGGAAGAAGAGCCAGGUGAGUCGGGCAGUAUGAUGGUCCUGGUUGCUGUACCUCUGCUGGUGCUGCUCUUGUUGUCUGUAGCUAUGUGUGUCCUCGUCCUGUGGUUGCGUUCCAAACGACAGCACCUCCCACUGCACGACCACGAACCCCCCAUGCUCAAAAUCCCCAGUGGAGGAGACCCAACAUAUGGGGAUAUCUUUGAUGAGUUUUGUACAUCAGGCAGUGGGACCGGCCUCCCUUACCUGGUCCAGAGGACCAUGGCUCGACAAAUCUCCCUAGUGGAGUGUGUUGGUAAGGGGCGAUAUGGAGAGGUAUGGAGGGGCACAUGGAUGGGGGAGAGUGUGGCUGUAAAAAUCUUCUCAUCUCGAGAUGAACAGUCCUGGUUCAGAGAGACCGAGAUCUACAACACCGUCCAGCUGAGACAUGAAAACAUCUUAGGUUUCAUUGCCUCGGACAUGACAUCCAAAAACUCCAGCACUCAGCUCUGGCUGGUCACUCAUUUCCAUGAGCUGGGUUCUCUUUACGACUUCCUGCAGUACAGCACUAUGGAUCCGGAGGGUUGUGUGCGUAUGUGCCUGUCGAUAGCGAGUGGUCUGGUUCACCUGCACACAGAGAUCCUCAGCACACAGGGCAAACCGGCCAUCGCCCACCGUGACCUCAAGAGCCGAAACAUCCUGGUGAAGAGGAAUGGUCAGUGCUGCAUCGCUGACUUAGGCCUGGCAGUCAUUCACUCUCAGUCUACUGACUACUUGGAUGUCGGAAACAACCCGAGGGUGGGCACCAAGCGCUACAUGGCACCGGAGGUCCUGGAUGAGAGCAUCCGUGUGGACGUCUUUGAGUCAUACAAGCAGACUGAUAUCUGGGCUUUGGGACUCGUUCUGUGGGAAAUCACCCGUCGCACCAUUGUAAACGGAAUCGUGGAGGAGUAUCGUCUCCCCUUCUUCGAUGUGGUGCCCUCUGAUCCCAGUUUUGAGGAGAUGAAGAAGGUGGUGUGUGUGGACCAGUACAGGCCUUGUCUUCACAACCGACUGCACUCCCACCCGAUCAUGUCUGCUAUUGCUAAAGUCAUGAAGGAGUGCUGGUUCCAGAGCCCUUCAGCUCGCCUUACCGCCCUGCGUGUGCGCAAGACCCUGGCCAAGCUGGACCAGGACCAGGACUGCAGCAUAGACAAACUCAAACUGGAUAUCUAGAGCCCUGCAUUAUAAAAGGGUAAAAUGGACAAAAACGCUGACAAAAACGUCUUUGCUUCACGUGCCUUAUAAAAAUAUACAUAUGGCCAAAAGUUUGUGGACCUCUAAAUCAUAUCCUUGUGCACUUGUUGAACAAUUCAUUUCAAAAUGAUGGGCAUUAUUGUUAUUGGUUCAGCCAAACACAGCUGGGCACCAGGAGAUACAGAGUAAUGAAGCCUGAACUGCAGUCGGUAUUUUAGUUUUUUAAAGGUGUUAAAUGGGAUUAAUUUAGGGAUCAAUCAUUUUGUUGUGGAUCACACAAUUGGAAGUCCAAAAGAACAUCGCCUCAAGUUUUGCACGCUCUCUCUAUGUCUGUGUGUGGGUUGUAAAGACAUGCAAGAGUUGGAUUGGCUGCUCUAAAUUACCCUGUAUGUGAAUAAGUGAAUGGGAGA